AUGGCUCAGAUUCCAAUAUUUGUUCCAUUGUUUUCCGGAGUUUUGAAGGGAAAUUCCUGCAAUCAUCUGUUGAAAUUCCUACCUUGUUCUUCUAACUUGCCAUCUACCGAAACAGCUUAUCCUCCAUCACAAACCAAUUAUUUGGACAAACUACCAGCUUUGUUGUAA
Messenger RNA from Theileria orientalis strain Shintoku, 168 nucleotides. RefSeq lists its product as hypothetical. The record is from RefSeq and is a predicted model, not a curated record. NCBI's taxonomy places the organism in Eukaryota, Apicomplexa, Aconoidasida, Piroplasmida, Theileriidae. Bases 1 to 168 code for a protein of 55 amino acids. The transcript has a single exon.